This is a messenger RNA of Alosa alosa (allis shad), 1914 nucleotides long. Its product is annotated as F-box only protein 39-like. The record is from RefSeq and is a predicted model, not a curated record. The transcript has 3 exons. Lineage: Eukaryota; Metazoa; Chordata; Actinopteri; Clupeiformes; Clupeidae. Bases 207 to 1664 code for a protein of 485 amino acids. Gene Ontology annotation, molecular function: protein binding.
ACACCUCUGACCGAAUGUAAUUCGGAAAGGUGUCUAAACUAAAAGAUAGCUUUAGUCUUGACAAAAACAGUCAGGUAGGUUAAGCAGACUGUAAGCAGGGGUAGCUAUUGCACUUCCAACAGUGUCUUUAGGUUACUUAACAAUUCCCCUGAGGACUGUAUGUCUUAGUGAAAAUCAUCUGUAACCAGCCUACUAUUUGUCUCUGAAUGGAGUAUCUUGAAGAAGGGGAAGUUCUUUCAGGUGAUGACUGCGACACUCAUGGACAUCGGAAUGGGGAAGAGGGUGAAACUGAAAAAAUUAAGUUAGAGAAGUUAGAGGAGGAUAAAGAAUAUGGUCAGUUCAUGUGGUCCCUCCUUCCAGACACAUGUCUGCGGCAGGUGUUCUUGCACCUCCGUGACCGGGACCGGGUGCGCGCUGCCCUUGUGUGUCGCCAGUGGCACCACGUGGUGCGCUCUCCGUCCCUUUGGCGCGUGCGCACCUUCAACUUCUCAGGCCGCGUGUCACGAACCCACCGCUCUGAGAUGGACACGGCCGUCAACUUCGCCAAGACGUACGGUGGCUUCCUGGAGGACCUUGAGAUCCGCUUCUCGCACCCCAUCAACUCCCUGGUGACGCGGCGCUUCCAGCAGACCAUGCGGGCGUUCCUGUCUGCCCUGCGCAAAGCCCGAGGCCGCCUGCGCUCCCUCACCGUCAAGCACAUGGACCUGGACCGCUCGGCCUGGUGCCGUAGCGUGCGCAGCAGCCUGGUACGAAGCCUGACAUUCUACCUGCGCAGGGAGGGCUCUUACCUGAACUACUUGAACCUCCGAGGGGCCCGGUUCUACCUGCUGCAGGGGCUGGAGGUCCUCGAGGCAGUCGCCGCGGCCCAGCAGCACGUGCACCUUGGCCGACGUCCCGGAUUGGCAACCCUGAACUUGGAGGAUUUUUUCUCCCAGUCGCUUGCUGUGUACAACAGCCCUGGCUUCGCUGAGGUAAUGUGCCGGUUUAAGGGUCUAAGGUCCCUCACGAUUAACUACAGCUGCAUGUCAGACCAGCUACUGGAAGCUCUGGCGGUGGCCUGCAAGGGUCUGGACAACAGCGGAUCCCUGCGCUCUCUCACGGUGCGCUGCCACAUCCAUGAGCCACAUGGCCAGGUGAUCUGGGGCAGUGCCUGGUCCAACUUGGCCAAGCGCUGCCCAGACCUCCGUGUGCACAUGUCUGUGGAGCGAAUCCUGAGCCUGGAGAGCCUGAACCGCAUCCUGCUGCAUGAGAUCCCCUUGCGAGACCUGAGCCUCACCAGCUGCUACUUCAGUGAACAGGAAUGGAGUGCCAAGCCUGCUCUGACCCAGGUGGUGCCCUGUUAUAGACAUAACUUACAGAAAUUGAGUCUGGACUUGAACAACAGUCAUGAGCAGGUUGACGAGGAACUAAUGGAGUUGAUUUUGAUGUGCAAAAAGUUAGUCUACUUAAAGGUCUGGGCCUUCCUGGACAUCAGCUUCCUAGAGAGGCUCAUGCAGAGUCGGAUAGAAAGGAAAUGCAUACUCAAAACCAUAAAAGUGCGAAUCUACACAAACAAGUAUGAGACCCAGGAAGAGGACAAUCAGCUGGAUCAGAUUCACCUACGCUACAGGAAACUCAUAGACACUGAGCUCAACUACUUCGCUAUCUCCUACCCCAUGCUCUAACAGCACUGAGAACCAGCCGGAGCUCUGAAGCCAACUACAGCUGCACUUAUCUCUUAGCUGUAGGCAGACAUUACAGAUGUAUUUAGAAAAUUAGAUAUGUUUCAUGGACUUCAAUUAAGAUCUAUUUGGCCCAUGCUAUAAAUGUAAAAUAUUGUGCAUAAAUAAAAUGAUCAUGACCGUGAACAACCCCAAAUAAGAAAAAGUUGGUUCUGUAAAUGUUUAGGAUAUAGGAUUUCAGUUGCUUAACAGU